This is a messenger RNA of Aspergillus niger, 1875 nucleotides long. RefSeq lists its product as uncharacterized. Gene Ontology annotation, biological process: nucleosome assembly. Lineage: Eukaryota; Fungi; Ascomycota; Eurotiomycetes; Eurotiales; Aspergillaceae. The record is from RefSeq and is a predicted model, not a curated record. Bases 1 to 1875 code for a protein of 624 amino acids. The transcript is spliced from 3 exons. Gene Ontology annotation, cellular component: CAF-1 complex; nucleus.
AUGUCGACGGAUACCGCUACUGCCACUAACCCUGCCCCUGUGUCUUCGCCACACUCGUCUGGUUCGUCCUUGUCGUCCUUGUCAUCUCCUCCGUCGGAUACGAAUACGUAUCCUGCAUCUAUGUCUAUGUCUGUGUCGCCGGCGAGGAAACGCUCGAUAGGGGAUGUAGAUGGGCAUAUUGCUGCUGCGAAAGGGGGGGAUGAUACGAAUGCGAAUACCACUACGGAGAUGAAGAUUGAUGGAGAUACUCGUGCCGAUACGGAUGAUAACAAGGAGAAUCAGGAUACACAAGUGAAAUUAUGUGAUCUUGGGGAUGAGAAGAAGACUUCGGUUGUUGGAGACUCGGCUGCCACUACGACUGCUGCUCCGGCUGCGAAGAAGAGAAAGUUGUCGCCUGCCAGUAAAGAGGCGAAGCAGCAGGAGAAGGAGGCGAGAGAGCGGCAGAAACUAGAGGAGAAGGCUAAGAAGGAGGAAGAAAAGGCUAAGAGGGAAGAAGAGAAGGCUAAGAAAGAGGAAGAAAAGAGGAAACGGGAGGCUGAGAAAGAGGAGGAGAAGCGGGUGAAAGAAGAGGAGAAGCGGGUGAAAGAAGAGGAGAAGCGAGCUAAGGAGGAGGAGAAGAAGAAGCGCGAAGCGGAAAAGGAAGAGGAGCGCAAGAAGAAGGAAGAGAAACGGAAGGUUAAAGAGGAGGAAAAGGCUGCUAAGGAGGAAGAGAAGCGGAAAAAAGAGGAGGAGAAGCUGAAGAAAGAAAGAGCGCAAACGAAGCUGAACUCCUUUUUCGCGAAACCGAAAACCCCGGCACAACCAUCAUCAUUGAACACGACUCUCUCACCUAGCAAACCGACUGGCGCUGGCGCUUCGAAUGACCUUUCUCAUGACUCUGGAUCGACUGUAUCUGACUACCAGCGCGAGUUUCCGGACUUCUUCCUCCAGUCACAUACCACACUUGCGCCACCGCACAGGUUCCAGCGCGACAACGAAGCUCUGCAGCAUACGCGGGAGAAAGUUGAUGCCUACCUGAAAAGUGCCAAGGAUGGCAAGCAUGAGCCUUUAAUAUUUCCGACGGCGUGGACGAUUGCCCGCUUCGGUCAACAGAUCCUUUUACAGAUGCAGAAUCUUGCAGAUCAGUCAGAGACCUCCGAAGCUGCCCAGAGGGCUCGCGAUCUUCUGAGGCAGGUGAGAAUGAAAUCGCUGAAAUUCAGCGAGGAUGUCCGGCCUCCAUACCAGGGAACCUAUAGCAAGAGCCUGCCGGAGUCAUCCGUCCGCCGGUUGAUGCGCAAUCCUUUUCGUCGCGGGCUACCGGAGACGAAUUAUGACUACGACUCGGAAGCUGAGUGGGAAGAGCCCGAGGAAGGCGAGGACCUAGAUUCAGAGGAAGAAGAGGAAGGGAGUGAAGAUGGAGAGGAUGACAUGGAUGGCUUCCUGGAUGAUGAGGAUGAUCACCCGAUUGACGGCAAGAGACGUCACAUCGUCGGGGAUCUAGAACCCGUCAGCACUGGUAUACGAUGGCAGGAACAUGGCGUGGACCCGGAGCUGCAGGCGUACAAAAUGGAGACCAUUUCCGACUCGGUGACUUUCCCUAUUGACCCGUUCUCCACUGCCUACUGGCAGAAACCGAAGGCGGCCGCGGAGCCAGCGCAGGCGGCUGGGCUGGGGCGCUCGACACUGCACGCUUUCAUGGGAGGACAUACAUCGUCGCCAUCAUCACACAAACCGACAGGGACUGGGCCGGGAGCGGACGGGGGCACCCUGGCCGUUCUGACAGCGGGGAGGACAAAGCGAACGUUGCCGCCGGAGCAGCUGGAAGAGUUCAAGCAGGUGGUGAAUGGCAGUGAUCUGACCAAGAUGGGGCUAAUUGAAAUCUUGAAGAAACGGUAA